AUGUCAUCGUCAGAAAGUGAAUUAAACAAUGAAAUUGAAGUUGAGGGCUAUCAAUUUGAACCAGAGUUUACAGAGGAAGAAAUUGAAGCCCAGAAUGAUGCCCCUCCACCUGCAGUUAAUGUGAAUGAGAGAGGAGCAUCAUUAAAUUGGUGUACUUGUGAAAACUGUACAAUUCUACCUACAUUUAAGGAAUGUCUUUGUUGCUAUGAAUUUGAACAUUAUGUGGCGGACUACAUUAACGAGCACAUAAAGUGCAUAUCCCAGCACCCAGAUUUUGAUACAGUGUGUCUUAGUCCUGUCAUCCUCGAGACAGCUUAUAUUAUCUAUCUAAGAUAUACCGGUAAAAGCCAGAGAGGAAGAGCCCCAGAGCACUUAAAUAACAAACAAUCAAGAUUUAUGGCCUACAGACAGUUUAUAAAUUGGGUUAGGCGAGGUCAGCCUCUUGGGAAAAAGUUCAGAGUUGUUAUUCCAUCAUGUGUAGUGACAAAAAUAAGGAAUUCAUUUCCCGAUGAGCAUGGAAAUUAUGAAGGAUUUCAUGAAGCCUCAGACACUGAUUCAGAUUCUGAAUAA
Messenger RNA from Magallana angulata, 570 nucleotides. RefSeq lists its product as uncharacterized. Bases 1 to 570 code for a protein of 189 amino acids. The record is from RefSeq and is a predicted model, not a curated record. The transcript has 2 exons. Lineage: Eukaryota; Metazoa; Mollusca; Bivalvia; Ostreida; Ostreidae.